This is a messenger RNA of Pseudomassariella vexata, 1576 nucleotides long. RefSeq names its product transaldolase. The record is from RefSeq and is a predicted model, not a curated record. Gene Ontology annotation, molecular function: transaldolase activity. Gene Ontology annotation, cellular component: cytoplasm; intracellular anatomical structure. Gene Ontology annotation, biological process: carbohydrate metabolic process; pentose-phosphate shunt, non-oxidative branch; pentose-phosphate shunt. The transcript is spliced from 4 exons. Bases 179 to 1156 code for a protein of 325 amino acids. NCBI's taxonomy places the organism in Eukaryota, Fungi, Ascomycota, Sordariomycetes, Amphisphaeriales, Pseudomassariaceae.
AGCCCCGCCAGGUUGCGACGAUUUAAAGAAAAAGACCCUCACUCAAUUCUUCCGCCGCUUCCCAACAUAACUACAUCAAGAAUCCCCAAUCUACUUCAGUGCCGAAAUCAUCGAGAACUACUACUCCUGCCACUGCUUCAUUGGUACUCACGUACUCGACAAAAAAGCAAUCACAAUCAUGUCUUCCCUCGAUCAGCUCAAGGCCACUGGCACUGUCGUCGUGUGCGACUCCGGUGACUUCGCAACCAUCGGCAAAUACAAGCCCCAAGAUGCCACAACCAACCCCUCCCUCAUCCUGGCCGCCUCCAAGAAGGCCGAAUACGCAAAGCUCAUAGAUGAGGCUGUUGCGUACGCCAAGAAGGAAUACAGCAGCGGCAGCGUCGACGACCAGGUUGAUGCUGCUCUCGACCGUCUUCUGGUCGAGUUUGGCCAGGAGAUCCUCAAAAUUAUUCCCGGCAAGGUCUCCACUGAGGUCGAUGCCCGCUUCUCGUUCGACACCAAGGCUUCCGUCGAGAAGGCCCUUCACAUUAUCGAGCUCUACAAGAAGCAAGGUAUCUCGAAAGAUCGCGUCCUGAUCAAGAUCGCCGCAACAUGGGAGGGUAUCAAGGCCGCCGAGAUCCUUCAGCGUGACCACGCCAUCAACUGCAACCUGACCCUCAUGUUCUCCACGGUGCAAGCCGUCGCUGCCGCCGAGGCGGGCGCGUUCCUCAUCUCUCCCUUCGUCGGCCGCAUCCUCGACUGGUAUAAGGCCUCGACCAAGAAGGAGUACAAGAAGGAGGAGGACCCGGGUGUCGCCUCGGUCCAGUCCAUCUUCAACUACUAUAAGAAGUAUGGCUACAGCACCAUUGUCAUGGGCGCCUCGUUCCGCAACAUCGGCGAGAUUACCGAGCUGGCCGGCUGCGACUACUUGACCAUCUCCCCCAACCUGCUCGAAGAGCUUCUCAAUUCCAAUGACGUCGUCCCCAAGAAGCUCGACGCUGCCGCCGCCUCGUCCCUCGAUAUCGAGAAGAAGACCUACAUCAACGACGAGCCCUUGUUCCGCUUCGACUUCAACGAGGAGCAGAUGGCUGUUGAGAAGCUGCGCGAGGGAAUCAGCAAGUUCGCUGCUGACGCUGACACUCUGAAGGACAUCCUGAAGAAGAAGGUGCAGGCAUAAAUCAUCGAUCGGGUCGCAAACAGCGUAACGGCGAUUUUGAAGGGGAUGGGCAAAUAAAUAAACAAAGCAUAUUGAUUAAUUCCACUGGCUAAAGAUCAAGUACGGUGGUGGGGAUGAGGAUGAGGAUGAUUUACAUACAUAGCAGGUGUCAAAACAAAAAGGACACAUGAAUGUAAGAUCAACGCUGCUCUCAUUUUCAUUUGUUACACGGGCUUAAACGUGGUCGAAUGCCCUGAGUCACGAUCAAUUGUGAGGGCAUAUGGUAAUGAAAGGACCAAACGUGCCUCGUUUCCUUGGUAUUGCAUAAUAAAGAUCUAAGACGAGCAGUCACGAUCAAUUGUGAGGGCAUAUGGUAAUGAAAGGACCAAACGUGCCUCGUUUCCUUGGUAUUGCAUAAUAAAGAUCUAAGACGAGCAGUCA